Molecule: messenger RNA, 426 nt
Organism: Metarhizium album ARSEF 1941
Lineage: Eukaryota; Fungi; Ascomycota; Sordariomycetes; Hypocreales; Clavicipitaceae
Exons: 2
Coding region: 1-426 (141 amino acids)
Source: RefSeq, a predicted model, not a curated record
AUGAGCGGAAACCCAACCACGGUUCGCAUCCCAGACACGUUCAGCUCCAUCAUGUCUGCCGAGGCGCCGCUGAACCCGCAUCACUUCAAGGUCAAGGCCGCAGCAGACGCCUGGAUCGCCGGGAAGAGAAGAAGCACGCAAGAAUACGGCGCUGACCGACGGACGGCCGGCACGGGCGCAGCGGGCCCCGGCCGACGUGCAAACGCAGUUCAAGACGGCGCACGGCGAUAUCUCGACAGCCUCACACGCCAGGUCGAGGCCAGCGCGCGCAGCGGCAGCAGCUGCCGGCCUCAGACCGAGCACGAGGACGUCGAGAUGCGCAGGCGGACCGUCGGCGGAUACCCCUGCAUAAAUAAGCCUGGUUGCGUACCGACCAUUGUCUUUGCGAACCAAAGGGCCGCCAGCGCCGACGGCACCCUCUCGUAG